GGGCACAUGGUGAUUCUAAUCAUAAUUGACACCAGUGCAGUUAUAGCUUGACAGUCAAGGUCGAUAGGUAUGUGACGCAUUCAACGCUGCCGAUGUGGAAGUCCUGGAAGGACGUUACCAUCUCUUAUACCCUCAUGUCCUCGUCCGCCGGACAGCCUGUACAAUUUGAGGACGUCGUCGAAUACCGCUCUAAGAAUGACCUCCCGACCUCCAAGCGAAGCCGAAUAGUCGGCAUAGAUACCCUUCUUCCCUCCUCAAUUGUGCCUAGGCCUGCAGGAACCACAGCAUCCUCCGAGAGAGCCGCAGAGACUUGCUUUAAAUGGAGAGGCAAGGGCUGGUUGCUCAUCGCGUCCUCUCGCUGGCAUAUUCUCGGCUGCAGCGCCACAGCCCACCCCGCGGACUCCCCCUCUGGCAGGCCAGAGUGGGCGCUUACCUCCUUCGAGAAGACCGCCUUUACACCUGCGGGCUUGGAUAUAUACUCCCGCACGCCCGAGGGCCUUCCUGCGAUGCUGCUUGAGGAGAUUAUACACAGGGCAAAAGCAUUAGGCGGCGAUGUUGGCAAGCUGGCUGAACAGUUCUUUGAAGUCGGGCGAAGCGCGUCGUAGCACGGUCGGUUCUCGUCAUGAUCGUCGCAUCCCUUGACUCUCCAUUCGCGUUACAGCCCGCUUCCUGGUCGUAGCUAUAGACGUCCCUAGACUUGCCGGGGGAAUUUUGACCUAGUGUAACAUGCCCAUCAUCCUUGUCAUACCCAUCAUAGGCAUCGCCGGUUUUUCUGCUCGUGUCAGUACAGAUAAUCACAGAUUGCCAUUCAAAAAGUGCCCCUGGUUGCCUGUUGCUGAG
Messenger RNA from Laetiporus sulphureus 93-53, 840 nucleotides. RefSeq lists its product as uncharacterized. The coding region runs from base 135 to 605 and encodes 156 amino acids. NCBI's taxonomy places the organism in Eukaryota, Fungi, Basidiomycota, Agaricomycetes, Polyporales, Laetiporaceae. The transcript is spliced from 3 exons. The record is from RefSeq and is a predicted model, not a curated record.